GCUCCCGGGCCUCGCCCUCUUCCCCCGGCCCCGGCUUCGGCUCUUCUUGGUCCACGCGUGUUUAGCUUCGCGCUCCGGGCUUCGACCUCUCCCCAUCUGGCGCCGCUCCCACAGCCCGGCGCGACCUCCCUUCAUGACACCCGGCUGAGGGUCGGCGAUGGAGGGAGAUUGUGCCGAGUCUCUGGUUACUAUUAAGAAUAUUGAACGAGAGCUCAUCUGCCCAGCAUGCAAGGAGCUGUUUACCCAUCCGUUGAUCCUUCCCUGUCAACACAGUAUCUGUCAUAAAUGUGUUAAAGAACUUCUUUUACUGACACUUGAUGAUUCAUUUAAUGAUGUGGCAUCAGAGAGCUCCUGUCAAAGUAGCCCUAGACUUCGGGUCCAGUCUCCUAGUAUGGAUAAAAUUGACAGAAUUAACAGAGCAGGAAUGAUCAAUUAUUCAGGCUGGAAACGCAACUCAUUGACUCCUAGGACGACCACUUUUCCUUGUCCUGGUUGUGAGCAUGAUAUUGACCUGGGAGAGCGUGGAAUCAAUGGUUUGUUUCGAAAUUUCACUUUGGAAACGAUUGUGGAAAGAUACCGACAGGCAGCUAGGGCAGCUACGGCCAUUAUGUGUGACCUCUGCAAACCUCCACCUCAAGAAUCCACUAAAAGUUGCAUGGACUGCAGUGCAAGCUACUGUAAUGAAUGCUUCAAAAUAUAUCAUCCUUGGGGCACUGUAAAAGCUCAGCAUGAGUAUGUAGGCCCAACCACUAAUUUUAGACCUAAGAUUUUAAUGUGCCCAGAACAUGAAAUGGAGAGAGUAAACAUGUACUGUGAAUUAUGUAGAAGACCAGUUUGCCAUCUCUGUAAGUUAGGUGGUAAUCAUUCAAACCAUCGGGUAACCACCAUUAGCAGUGCCUAUAAAACCUUAAAGGAAAAGCUUUCAAAGGACAUUGAUUACCUUAUUGGCAAGGAGAGCCAAGUUAAAAGCCAGAUAUCAGAAUUGAACUUGCUAAUGAAAGAAACAGAGUGCAACGGAGAGAGGGCUAAAGAAGAAGCAACUUCACAUUUUGACAAACUCUUUGAAGUUCUGGAGGAGAAGAAAUCUUCUAUUAUCAAAGCAAUUGAUGUUUCAAAGAAAUUAAGAUUAGACAAGUUACAGACGCAAAUGGAAGAGUAUCAGGGACUUUUGGAAAAUAAUGGGCUUGUAGGAUAUGCUCAAGAAGUGCUUAAAGAGACAGAUCAGUCUUGCUUUGUUCAAACGGCAAAACAACUGCACCUCAGAAUCCAAAAAGCUACUGAGUCUUUAAAGACCUUCAGGCCAGCAGCUCAGACAUCUUUUGAAGACUAUGUUGUUGAUGCAUCUAAACAAGAAGAGCUUCUUGGAGAAUUAGCUUUUUUCUCUAAUGGUGUAGAUAUACCAGAGAUCAACGAAGAACAAAGCAAAAUAUAUAAUAAAGCCUUGAUAUGCUGGCAUCAUCCCGAAAAGAAGAAUAAAGCUGAUAGUUAUAUUCUUGAAUAUCGAAAGAUUAGUAGAGAAGAAGAAAUGUUAACAUGGAAUGAGAUAGAGGUCCAUAGCACCAACAAAGUAAUUUCUGAUCUUGAAAGUAACAGUAGCUAUGCCUUCAGAGUGAGAGGAUAUAAAGGUUCUGUCUGUAGUCCUUGCAGCAGAGAAGUUACUUUCCAUACUCCUCCAGCACCAGUUUUUAGUUUUCUCUUUGAUGAAAAAUGUGGAUAUAACAAUGAACAUCUGUUGCUGAAUCUAAAAAGAGACCGUGUGGAUAGUAGAGCUGGAUUUUCUCUUCUGCUUGCUGCUGAACGUAUCCAAGUGGGUUGUUACACAAGCUUAGAUUAUAUUUUCGGAGACACUGGAAUCACCAAAGGAAAACACUUUUGGGCCUUACGUGUGGAACCAUAUUCAUACAUGGUUAAAGUGGGAGUUGCUUCCAAUGAUAAACUACAAGAAUGGCUCCAUAAUCCUCGUGAUAUAAGUAGCCCGAGAUAUGAGCAAGAUAGCGGUCAUGACAGUGGAAGUGAAGAUACCUGCUUUGACUCAGCACAACCCUUUACAUUAGUUACUGUAGGCAUGAAGAAAUUUUUUGUUCCCAAGUCACCUACUUCUUCCAGUGAACCUGAAAACAGAGUUCUUCCCAUGCCAACAUGUAUAGGAAUUUUCCUCGACUAUGAUAAAGGCAAAGUUGGGUUCUAUGAUGCAGAUCACAUGAAAUGCCUUUAUGAGCGCCAAGUGGACUGCUCAGGUGCAAUGUAUCCUGCAUUUGCAUUAAUGGGAAGUGGAGGAAUUCAGCUUGAAGAGCCCAUCGCGGCAAAGUAUCUGGAAUACCAAAAUGACAUGUAGUACAGAGAUCUACUGAUGCUGCUUAGGAUGAGAAAUGUGAGCAUAAGGAUGCCUUAGCAUUAACUCAUUAUAAUUACAUAAUCUCCUAAAUGCUUUUGCCAUGCUUGUUUUGUGUGUAUGUGUGUUUUCCUUAAAACACAGAAAAAACCAAAAUAGUUUUUUCUCCCAUCUUAAUUAUUCUGCAUUUCUUUGUGAUGGAGUUAAGGGCAUUUUUUCCUCAAGUUACUACUGAACUAGUUGGUUAGCAACUGAAUUUUCUUUGAUGAGUGUCUUUGUGAGUUGGAAAUAUGUAAUUUGUCAACUAGCAAUUUCAUCUAAAUUUUUUAUUCAAGAGAGAUCCCAUUUUAUGGAAUACUUUUGUUUGUUCUUCCUAUUUUAAAUCAUGUCUGUGUCCUAAGAAAGAUUAUUUUAAAAAAUAAUUUAUGGAGAGAAAUGAGUGUUAAACAGUAUCUCAUAUUUGUUUUUAAUAGGAAAAUAAAAUUUACAGACAUAAUGGACAAGGAGAAUAAAAAUGAUGGUAACAUACACAAAUAGGAAAGAAUGAAUUUUAAAAUGUUUUCUAAGCUAUUAAUAAUAUAGGAUGAUAGUGCUUGUUGUAUGUUCUUACUAUAGCUGAUUUUUUUUGAAAACCAAAUCCUCUAUAUUACAUAUAAAAUAAUAAUAUUUUAAAGGCUUUUCCUCCCUGGAAACAGAAGUAUUGUUUCCUAAACACUCUCACAUAUGGAAUUGUAAUAAACUUGGUUUCUUACUGAUGUUAAAAUUAAUUCAAAGGUGGAUGUUUUUCAGUCUCUGUAAUCCUUUAAAGUAAUUUAAAAUAGCUCUAAUUUAUGUUCUCUUUUAGGCAAACAUUGUAGUCUUGGGAGAAGAGGUUGAAUUUGUCUUCAGUAAAUAGUUUUAGCAUAUCUUAAUUCCAAGUGCACUGAUUUAAAUGAGAUAUUUGUUCUUUUUCCCUUAUGAUAUUUUGAGUAUUUAAUUUCAUUUAGUAUGGCUAUUACAUUUCAGUUUUUACUGGUUUAUGUGUUUGAAAGAUUCAUGCACAAGUGUAUUUUAUAAGUUUAUCUUUUAAAGCAUUAAAAAUAUUCUAAAACAUGUAAUAAUAGCUAAUGAUUUAAUUGUUUGGCAUUAUCUGUGUGUUGUUACUUGGUGUGGAUAAUAAAUCUUUUGCAAAGUAAGCAAGUAGAAGCAAAUGUUUGAAAUUGCAACUGAAAUGUAGCAUAUUUACUAUAUUUAUGUACUUUUAUUAAUAGUUGAAGGAAAUUAAUUGUAGGUAAGUUUAAACCACAAAACAAUUGUAUGCCCGAACUUGAUGUUCAAUUUUAAAGGAUGUGUCUACAUUAUUAUAUAAGGAUGAUACAGAUAUGGCAUUGGACCUUCAGUUUCAUUGAUAUAGGAAGCCCCCAGAUAAGAAAGCCUCCUCAACCAUAUAAGUGGGUACCCUCCCUACAACUUACUGUUUUAAGAGAGUUAGAAGUCUAGAGCACUGAGAAGUUAAGUGACUUGCUCAGAGUCACACAGCCAAAAAAAGUCAGUUAGGAAUUGAACCCAGUUCUUCCUAGCUUCAAAGACUGUCUCUUUAUCUACUAUGCCAUGCUGGCUUAUCAUCUUUAUUAUAUGGUUUCUAUAAAUAAUUGUGGCUUCUUUAUUAAGAUUAGGUAAUUAUGGAUGUCUAAAUUCUUGUCCCUUUAUUGAGAUGGAUGACAUUACAAUACUUUUUUGGCUCAUUUAAUAGAAUAGUUCCUCAAGCUUAUUACUCUUUCCGGUUUUAAACCGAAAAACCAGGUUAAAGUGUUUUUACAAAUACAGUUUAUUGUUCAAUUAUAGUACACUGUGGCCUGCAAGAAAUUCAGUAUUUGGGAGCAUUUGCUUACUUUCAUCUGAUAACAGCACUUUAAAACUUAGGCUAAGGUAAAAAAUGUAUGGUGGUGUGUGGAUUGUUGUACAAUAAAAUUAUUAAAGUAUCGUGUUGUUGAUUACAAAUUGAAUCACUCAAACCUUUGUAUGAGUAUAAAUCAUGUAGAUAUUCUUAAACUUAGAGAUUUUGACCAAAGUAGGAAAGUUUUAUUUGAAAG
Molecule: messenger RNA, 4404 nt
Organism: Vombatus ursinus (common wombat)
Lineage: Eukaryota; Metazoa; Chordata; Mammalia; Diprotodontia; Vombatidae
Gene: TRIM36
Product: tripartite motif containing 36
Exons: 10
Coding region: 158-2335 (725 amino acids)
Molecular function (GO): protein binding; zinc ion binding
Source: RefSeq, a predicted model, not a curated record